AUGAAAAGUAAUAACAACAAUACUUUACCAAACUAUAAACUUGAUACUACUAAUAUUCCUUCUGAAGGGUUUCGUUCUUCACCUUCAACUCCUGUAUCUACUUCAAUACCCCUUAAAAAGAAAUCAAAUAAUUCUAAAACUUCAAAUUCAAAACAAUCACAGGAUUAUCCUUUAGGUAACAUUCCAACACCUCCGGCCUUAAAAAGGUUUUGUUUUGAUUUAAAUGGUCAACCUGCUUACAUUCGUGAACAUGAAGACGCUGAACAACAAGUGUUAAAGCUUCAAGAGGCUUUGCAUAAUAUGCGAGCAUCUGGUCCAACAACUACUACAUCUGAGACUGCUACUUAUCAUUCUUUUGAUGACGACAAUCUUACUGGUGCAAAACAUUCAGAAAGUGGUGCUCAUACACCUGUUUAUGGGACUUUAUCUCCUCCACAUAAAAAAGACACACUUGAGAGCCCGUUGUGGGGACACUGCCCAAAUUUGGCACAUAGUGAUCUAGCUGGCAUGGCCGGUUUCAUAAAGUUGGCCACACAUGAAGGCUUUUCCUGA
This is a messenger RNA of Entrophospora sp. SA101, 552 nucleotides long. The record is from the annotation of a GenBank genome assembly. NCBI's taxonomy places the organism in Eukaryota, Fungi, Glomeromycota, Glomeromycetes, Entrophosporales, Entrophosporaceae.